GCGCCAAUCGAAGUCUCGUUCCCCCUGCCAAAAGCACCCGCUACCAAUAUCCAUCUGCAGCUUACAAACAACGGCCCUAAUCUCGUCGUCUUCCUUACGACCGCCUCGCCGGAAUCCGCGUCGGCGUCUGCGCCGCUGGGCUCGUUCGUAUACGCCAUGCCUAAUGUGCGUGUUUUCUCCGUCCUUUCCUAUGCAUAUUGCAGCGUGGUUGGCAUUUCGAAAAAAGCCACGCCGGCAGAUACGCUGAGCACGCCGCUUUACACGCACGGUGCGACGCUGGAUUUCACAACGCGCCUGGCAAAGGUGCUGGCGCGGAAAUUGGGGAAGCCCGUGUAUGUGGGCAAUUCUAUGAGCUUUGCGAGUGCGGGCAUGGGCGGGACGGUCGAGGAAGAGAUGGAGGGGUUUCGGAGGGUGGUGGGGGUGGUGGUG
Exserohilum turcica Et28A is the source of this 429-nucleotide messenger RNA. RefSeq lists its product as uncharacterized. The transcript is spliced from 2 exons. The annotation marks the transcript as partial. Gene Ontology annotation, biological process: proteasome assembly. The record is from RefSeq and is a predicted model, not a curated record. Lineage: Eukaryota; Fungi; Ascomycota; Dothideomycetes; Pleosporales; Pleosporaceae.